AAAGGGAUCUCAAUCCCUGCAAGGAAGAACCAGAUGCCAAGUUACUUGUAUGAGAAAAAAACAAACAAAUGAUAUAUAUGUUUGGGAUAAUGAAGCAUAGGAGCAAUUGGUUUGGGAUGACUGGAAGUUACCAAGUUCAAUUCAUGUCUUCAACUCCUCCUCCAGUACAUUAGGAUUAGCUCUGGAGGUAGUUCUGGGAGUCUGGCCAAGAAGAAGAAGCAGAAGAAGAAGAAGAAGAACUAAUAGUUAGGGAGGUGAGGAAAUGACCUUCCGAAGUAACUAAGGAAGCUACAUCUUAUCUUCAUUGGUGUUGAUAUCUGGGUUAGCUCUGAAGGUGGUUUUUCUCUAAGCUUCCAGGCUUAUGAGGUGAGACUGGUAAUGCCAAGGAGAUGGGGAAAAAGGGGAACUGGUUUACGGCUCUCAAAAGGGCAUUCUUUUCAAGCUCUAAAGAUAAAGAUAAGCCGACCGAUGCGUCGGAGAAGAAAAACAUAAAAGAGAAGAAAAGGUGGGGAUUUGGAAGAUCAAAACACAGAGAGGUCAAUUCCUUUUUUCCUCUCUCCAGAGAGCCAAGCAGCAUUGAAAAGAUAUUAUGUGAUGCUGAAAGGGAGCAGUGCCACAAAAUACAACAAGCCCCUCAGAGGGAACAGUUCCACAAAAUACAACAAGCCCCUCAGAAAGAGCAGUAUCACAAAAUACAGCAAGCCCCUCAGGAGAAGGUUCAACCGCUCAAGAAAACUACACCAGCUCCUGCACACUUAUUGGCACCUGUGCGUGCACCUGCACCGAAACCAUCGAUUGCCCCAAACUACAUUCAAAUGUCAGCAAUCAAAAUCCAAGCAGCUUAUAGAAGUCACUUGGCUAGAAGGAGCUACCGGGCGCUAAGAGGAUUGAUGAGACUUCAAGAUGUGAUGAGAGGGCAUAGUGUGAAGCAUCAGACCAUGAAUGCAAUGAAAUGCAUGCAGAUGCUUGUGAGAGUCCAAUCACAAAUACGUUCAAGGAGGCUGCAAAUGAUGGAGAGCAGGAGACAAAAGAGUGACAAGGAAAAUGAGAGCAGCUUCAGCAAAUGGAGUGCAAGUCACCAGUCAGAGGCAGAAGCCCAUGAGCAGUGGGUCAAUAGCAUGCUAACAAAGGAGGAGGUUGAUGCAAGAAUGCGGAGAAAGGUGGAGGCAGUCAUCAAGAGGGAAAGAGCUCUGACCUAUGCUUACUCUCACCAGCUAUUGAAGGUGACGCCCAAGUCCGCCCACGCCGUCCUCACCGACAUCCGCACCGGUGGCUUCCCCUGGUGGUGGAACUGGCUCGAACGCCACCUCUCCCCCGCCGCCCGCCCCAAUCCCCUAGCCAGCCCCAUCCCUCGCACCCCCACCACUCCCUCCGCCGCCUCCCAGCCCCGCCCUCCCAGCCGUGGCACCCCGCCCGCCUCCGCCUCCCGCCGCCGGGACCACCGCGCCUCCUCCGGCGGCCUCCGGGACGACGAGAGCCUGACCAGCUGCCCGGCCCUCGCGGUGCCCAACUACAUGGCCCCCACCGCCUCCGCGAAGGCCAAGGUGCGAUCUUUGGCCGAGGAUCGCGAUGGGAAGCGCCGGUUCUCGUUCGGGCUGGACCAGAGCAUCGGGUCGCUGCAGUGGAGCAAAGGAGAGUCGCUCUUCGCGGCGACGAGGGACGCCGGGUCGCAGAGGAUGGGCGCGGGGAAGCACAAGAAGACGCUCUCGGUCGACUCCACCGUCUCUUUGCCCGCUGGAGUAGGAAGGAGACCGUUCAAGUAGAAGAUAGGUGUGGUGUUCUAUGGUAGAUUGAUAUUACUUGGUCUUUCUUUUGUUUCGUUCUGCUUGUUUGUUGCGACAAACACUGCGUUUUAUUUUUGGUAUUGUUAUUUGUUUGGGGUUGGUGAUUGUAAAUUUGUAAUAAAUACGAGUGUGCUUGUAAAAUUGUAAUGUCGGAAAAUAUUGGUCUUUCGCCAGCACUUGCACUACAAUUUGCCAGCAAAGCCGAAAUGGAUUUUAUGUGGGCUUAGUGACGACAUUCACUGGA
Elaeis guineensis (African oil palm) is the source of this 2028-nucleotide messenger RNA. RefSeq names its product protein IQ-DOMAIN 13. Gene Ontology annotation, molecular function: protein binding. Lineage: Eukaryota; Viridiplantae; Streptophyta; Magnoliopsida; Arecales; Arecaceae. The record is from RefSeq and is a predicted model, not a curated record.